AUGCCACCUUAUAAUAUUCAACACACUCGCUUUGUCCUUUACUUCUUCAUCCAUUGUUUUGUUGACAAAUCUUAUGUUACCCUCUCAUCUUCCCUCUUUCCCCUCUCUCUGUUGCUUGUGUUUGUUUCUCACCAGGAACUGAUGUUGGUGCCUCCGCCAUGGCUGGAACAACUGUUGUCCACCACAUUCUUCACCAUGUGCGAAACUCACAUCAACACACCCAGAAACGAAUGCAACAUGUAUUGCCUCGAUUGCAAGGACCAAGCAUUUUGUUUCUAUUGCAAACAAUCUUGGCAUAAGGAUCAUCAAGUAAUUCAAGUGGGUAUUGUAUUUUACUUUGUAUUAUUCAUUGUAUAUAUUGCAAGUGUAAUGCAGAUAAGGAGGUCGUCGUAUCAUGAUGUUGUGCGGGUAGCAGAGAUUCAGAAGGUUUUGGAUAUCAGUGGAGUUCAAACAUAUGUGAUAAACAGUGCUAGAGUUCUUUUCCUGAACGAGAGGCCUCAGAAUCAACCAAAAACCAAUAAUGUGGUUGGUAGUGGAAAAAGCAACUCCCAUUUGUGUGAAAUUUGCAAAAGGAAUCUCUUGGACCCUUUUCGUUUCUGUUCUUUGGGAUGCAAGGUUGGUGAUCUCUCAUUAACUUAUUUCCUUUCAGUUGUUCAAUUUGCUAAAACAUAUCUCCAUAAUAGUCCAAUUUUUUGCGAAUAA
Messenger RNA from Sphenostylis stenocarpa, 702 nucleotides. NCBI's taxonomy places the organism in Eukaryota, Viridiplantae, Streptophyta, Magnoliopsida, Fabales, Fabaceae. The record is from the annotation of a GenBank genome assembly.